GGAACAAAGAAGAAAUCAUUAUAAGUGCGACACACUCCAAGCAUCAAAAUGACAUCCUUUACUCAUCAUUCACUCCUACAUAGAGGACACGGGACGUAAGCAAUCUGGCAAAAGAAAUAGCCCUGUUUGACGAGUGUACAAACCUAGAUGUAGUAAACCGGACUGACCCCAUAGGAGCAGAAGCUGACUUUCUCAGCUUCCGAGUAGAAGACGCAGCAUCUUGUCCAACUGCGCAUGCACAAGCCACACCUAGCCACUCUGCUGCCUCCCAACAGGUAGUAGUUUCACAAAUAGGGGAUCUUAUACCCACCUCUCUGCCCUCUUACGGAGCAGUUGAGGACAUAUAUAGUGGUCUAUCACCCUGGGCCACUACCCCUUCUUCAAUCACAUUGAGUCUAGGUGUCACACUCCCUACAUUUUCAACUUUUCUAGGACAUACACUCCUCACACAACCACAUCUACAGGUCCACUUUACCUGUCAUCAACGAUCGGAGAUAAGUCGAUGAUGAUCGGAAGUCCUGCUGCUCAACAGAUAACUCAAUCAUUAAUUGCAGGCCACACAUCGGUAAUUUUUACUGAUGUUGUGACAACGGUUACUACCCCUGUAACCGGAAACCCUGACCCUACCGACCUUUUAGUCAUUUUGCAGCGUUUCAUGGAUUCCACCAUUAAGCCAUGGGUGCACGAAGCAAUAACCGCUCGGGCACAGGAAUUCACGAACACCCCGACGCUGUUUAACGACAUCAUCCAACCUCAACCAUCAUCCUCACACUCUAAACAACAACAACUUACCCCUUUCCUUACACGUCAAAAUUCUGAACCCUCCACCACACAACCUACCACUCCUACCACCUCAAGGGGAACCCAGGAUACAAAACUAGUGUCCUCCCCUAUAUCGACCACACCCUACCCUAAUCCAUGCACUAUGGUUUUCGAGGAACUCCAAUCUAUUAUGCUAGCAAGAAACCGACAGCACAUGCAAUGACAGUCUCCGCGGUCACAAACGUUCGCAUGAGGACCCAAAUGAUUCGGAUCCUCAUGAGGGGGAGAACAAGAGACAGCGGACACUUGAGCAUGUUGCGUCAACUAGCCAACAACCACAACCUGAAUCCUCUAACAACCAACAACCCCAAUCAUCUAGCCAACCCAAAAGCCAUACCACUCAGGAGGUUGAGCUGCGCGAAAUACGGAUAAAUGCAAGGUUUCUCUCAACGAUGCACAUUUUUUUUAAGGGGGGUUCUAUUUUCUCCUCCCGGUGACGAACAAUGACAAAGCAUACCGAGUUCUCCAGUUGAGGGGGAGCACAGAGAGAAAAUAAACAAGAUCAAUGAGAGAUAAGUCCCAAUGGCUUAGUAAACCCAACUAAGCCUACCCAAGGGACAAAGCUGAAAGUGAGUGAAUGAGUGAAUAUUAUGAGAGUGAGGAAGCAGAAGGCUCCGAUGAGCAAGAAGAUAAUAAUCAAUGACAAAUCUGCUACCUCAAAUGAGCUAUCAAUCGUGGAAUCAAUCCCAGUCACUCAAAUACUCCGGACAAUCCCCAUAGGUUCAGGACUGAAUUUAUUCAGAUCCCGGGUAGAAGUCGCUGCAUUUUGUCCAAACAGCGCGUGCACAACCCUACCCUAGACCACUCACCUGUCUCCCAACAGACAGGUGUUUAAUCACUGUUCACGGGGAACCUCAUCUCUUAUCACCGUCUCCUUAUGAGGCGACUGAUACUGACUACAGUGGCCCUCAGCCCCAUGCCACUGAACUUUCAUUGAUCACGUUGUGUCUAGUUAUCUCACUCCUAAAUGUUUUGAAUUUUCUAGGACACAGACACAUUUUUAGAGUCAGUUGCAGGUCCAAGUGACCAUGUGAGAACUUCCAUAGGCUCAUCUUCUAUAGAUGCAGACCGAUGAUUGGAUGGAAGUCCUGAUGUUGCAACAUAGAAAUCACCAACAUUUUCAUGCCAUCAUUUAGAGUUCAUCUCUAUAGUGAUGAUAACGGGUGUCUACAUGAUCCCGGGGGGCUACAAUUAUCCAUGCUGAUCCUAGUGAUCAUGCCAUAACAACCAGAGUGACAUCUACUUCAGAUGUUUCACAAUGAUUGGUUGGAAAUCCUGUUAGAGCUACAACGUUUCUAUCAUUAUAUACAGGCCACACAUCAGUGUUUACAUUGAUGUUGUGUUAACGGAACACCACAGUGUCUCCGAUCCUUAUCCUUUCAUUUUUUCAUUUUCCAUUUUUUUCAGAUGAAUAAAAGAAUAAAGGCAUGACAUCCCGAUUCAUGGAAUCGUCAUGAGGGGGAGAGUGGUCCACAUGUUGUUUACACUAAAAAAUCAUUCCCGGACACUUCUCUCCUCCGCUAAAAAAAAAUGAUGACGGCUCUCCACUCUUUCAAAUUCAUCAACUGCCAAGUCGGCUUCAGAUAUGCUCACAAGUCAACCAUCAUUUUCCACUGUGCUACCGACAAUUGUUUCUCAAAAGCAUUCACGACUGAAUAGUCAGAAAAGGCUACAUUCUGGAGGAUACAGAGGCCGGAUGAUCAAAUAUUGAAGAUGAAUUCCUUGUGCGCCUAGAUCUCUUUAGAUCAAUCAUUCUAAAGGCGCCAUCGGAUUCAUUCAAGCUGAUCAAGAGAAACUUCUGAAAGGCAAGGAUUAAAAGCAAGAUUUUGAAGAAUCCCUCAACUCCCGGCAUCAAAGAACAAAUUGAAUAAAUAACACCAAGGGGGAGAUUGUAAGGAUUUCUUCAUGAAGCCUUUCGAAGAAGAUAAAAGAAGUUGAGGCCAAAGAAAGAAGAAAUUGAAAGAAUUUGACCGAAUGAAGGCGGUGCUAAACGCAAUCAACGCUCGACUCGAAAAGAGGAGAAUGCUGCGCCAAUAUGAACAUGCUCUAGCACUGCAAAGCAACUACUUCAAGAGGCAGAAGGAUCCACAAGAGCCGACAAAGAACAUCUGAUCACAAAGGGGGAGAUUGUUAGAGAUAUUUUCAUGUAUUGUGAUCAAUGUUUUAUCUAGCCUCUUGGUAGUAUUUAUUGUGUAUUUAAUAGGCCUUAAAUGUAAAAGGCUACUAAGCUAAUUUAGGAAUGGGCCUCCUAAAAAGGAGAGCCCAUAUCAUUGUAAAACCUACCAUUCUAAGGAGGCUAUAAAUAGACCCCUUAGGAAUGGCUAGGUUAAGCUUUCCUCCCUUAGAAAAAUUCCCUGCGCAUAGAAUAGAGCCUACGGAAGUUUUACGCUACAUGUUCUUCAUCUUUAUGUAAACUUUCUGGCUAUCAAUGGAAAGCUUCUUCUACUCCUAUUAAUCAGAUCUUAUACAUUAUAGAGUAGAAAUAGGGACCAACACUAACUAUUUGUGUUUUUUACUAAUGAUGAUGAUUAUUGUGUUAAUAAUUAUUAUACAUAUAUGAAUAUAUGAUCCAUAUAAGAUUUGAUAAUGAACGGUUAAGAAAAGUAAAUUUUAAUAUUUAAGAGAAUGAAAAAGCAUAUUCGAAAUCAUUUUACAUCCCUGCUUCUUCUAAAAGAUGUUCAUAGAAAUCUAAACCAUUAAAUAUUAAAAUCAUAUGCAAAGCAACUAAGCAAGAUUUUUAAAAAACAAACAAUUUGAUAAAAAAAAAAUUGGAGUGGCAUAUUAUAUAGUCCGUCUGAAAAUUGUGGCUUCUGUUUUCCAAAAUAGAUUUUGAGAUUUGCGGUAUUUGUGCACAACCUCAAAAUAAAAUAUGGCAACAACAUUGAGUUGACAAAGAUAACAUUCAAAAUUAAAAAAUCAGCCAAGGAAUAACCAACAUUUCGGCUCUUAUCUCUUCAAACAAUAUGCACCUUCACUCCAUUAAUGGAUGAUGCCGACACAAGAAGCUUGAAAAUUUGUGAAAGCGUUUGCAUAGAAAUGUUCUGGGAUCACCCUAUGUCUUGAUCGGUGGAGCUCAAUCUCAGUAAAUAGCCUCCAGGCCAGAAUAACAAGCUAGAAAUAAACCGAGAAAUAAACCUAAUCAUAAAACAUAGAUCGAGAAAUAAACCGACGAAUUUUGAGGCAACUACGUGACAAGAGCGCGACAGAGAGAAGGAGGAGAGGCAACUACGGAGUAUCCAUUUUCGAAUGGGUUAUAAUGGUUGGGAAAAUGGUAAUGG
This is a messenger RNA of Cuscuta epithymum, 4100 nucleotides long. The record is from the annotation of a GenBank genome assembly. Lineage: Eukaryota; Viridiplantae; Streptophyta; Magnoliopsida; Solanales; Convolvulaceae.